AUGGGCGCCAACAGCAACGACCUCCGCGUCGUGGACGCUGGCGUGGUGAGGCCGUCCGACCUCGACCUCCCGCCACGCUCCCUCCCGCUCACCUUCUUCGACGUCAAAUGGCUCCGCCCGCCGCCCGUCCAGCGACUCUUCCUCUACCGCCUCCAGCACAACCACAACGUCGACCAGCUCAUCUCCGACCUCAAGGCCUCCCUCUCCAAGGCCCUCACCCUCUUCUACCCGCUCGCCGGCCACGUUCGUCUCGCCCCGGACAGCAACCGCUACGAGCUCUUCUACCAGCCCGGCGACGGCGUCGCCUUCACCGUCGCCGAGUACGACUCCGACAUCGAACAAGACCUUGCCCACGCCGAGCCUGUCCAGGUGGCCAAGCUCGCGCCCCUCGUGCCGCCGCUGCCGAAGGGCCGUGCGGUGCUCGCCGUGCAGGCCACGGUGCUGCUCGGGGGGAGGGGCGUCGCUCUGGGUGUCACCUUGCACCACUCCGCCUGUGACGGCGCCAGCUCCACCCACUUCCUCCACACAUGGGCCGCCCUCUGCGCCGGUGCUGCCGAAAUGCCGCCGCCGCCGCCAGUCAUCGACCGCACGCUCAUCGCCGAUCCCAGGGGCCUCUACGACAUCUACUCCAAAGGAUUGCCGAGCGACGGCAGCGAGAUUGAGUUCGUGAGCAGCAGCGUCUCCUCUGUCCCCGACGACCAGCUCCUCGGCACGUUCACGCUGCCUCAGGAGCUCCUGCGUGGCAUCAAGGACACGGUCGCCCGUGAGGCUGCCAGGCAGGGCGCGCCGCCUCCCAGAUGCUCGUCGCUGCUCGCCGCCUUUAGUUUCAUGUGGUCCUGCUACUGCCGGGCCAAGCAGGAACAGAACCAAACUAAAACAACCUACUUCCUUUUCUCCGUUGAUCACCGGACCCGGUUGAAGCCGCCCGUCCCUGACAGGUACCUGGGCAACUGCCUAGGUCCGGCCAUCGCCGCCGCGCGCCAUGGCGAGCUUGCGGCUCCCGGCACGGAGGGCCUCGUUGCGGCGUUCAUGGCGAUCGCUGAUGCCCUCCAGGAAGAGGUGGGCGAGGGGUCACAAGACAGGUGGGACGGGUGUGUUGAGCGGGUGAAGGAGGCGGCGAAGGUUGGUCUGUUCUCCGUCGCCGGUUCGCCAAGGUUCCGCGUGUACGGCAUUGAUUUCGGGUUUGGGCCGCCGGCGAAGGUGGACGUGGUGUCAGUGGCAAAGACCGGCGCGAUGUCAAUGGCGGAGGCGCGAGACGGGCAUGGCGGCAUCGAGGUAGGGAUCUCACUGCCGACGAGCGGCAUGGAGCAUUUUCGACGGUGCUUUGACGAUGCCAUGCAUGCCAUCGGCAUGCAAGAGCGGGCCUAUAUAUAGUUGAUGAUGAGGGUCCGUGUCCUACUCUGGCACUCUGGAGUGGAAUUCAUCAUCAUCUUCACCAAUAAUUCAUCCUUUAUGUCCUGGUCAGGUGUGAGUAGUCCACCUCUGGACUACAAUUUCGUACUAGUACAACUAUUUAGCGUUCUCUCUCUCUCUCUCUCUCUCUC
Triticum dicoccoides is the source of this 1544-nucleotide messenger RNA. RefSeq names its product phenolic glucoside malonyltransferase 1-like. NCBI's taxonomy places the organism in Eukaryota, Viridiplantae, Streptophyta, Magnoliopsida, Poales, Poaceae. The transcript has a single exon. The record is from RefSeq and is a predicted model, not a curated record. Bases 1 to 1374 code for a protein of 457 amino acids.